This is a messenger RNA of Trichechus manatus latirostris (Florida manatee), 2423 nucleotides long. RefSeq names its product delta/notch like EGF repeat containing (gene DNER). Lineage: Eukaryota; Metazoa; Chordata; Mammalia; Sirenia; Trichechidae. The record is from RefSeq and is a predicted model, not a curated record. Gene Ontology annotation, molecular function: Notch binding; calcium ion binding.
AUGGAAGGUCACAGCCAACGGAUUCCAACAGUGUUCCCUCAUCGAUGGACGAAGUGUGACCCUCCUCCAGGCCCCGGGGGCCUUGUCCUCCUGGAGGAGAUGCUUGCCUUGGGGCACAAUUACUUCAUUGGUUUUGUGAAUGAUUCUGUGACUAAAAGUAUUGUGGCCUUGCGCCUAACGCUGGUGGUGAAGGUCAGCAACUGUGUGCCUGGAGAAAACCAUGCAAAUGACGUGGAAUGUUCCGGAAAAGGAAAGUGCACCACGAAGCCAUCAGAGGCAACUUUUUCCUGUAGCUGCGAGGACCAGUAUGUGGGGACUUUCUGCGAAGAAUUUGAUGCUUGCCAAAAGAAACCCUGUGAGAACAACGCGAGCUGUAUGGAUGCGGAUGAAAAGCAAGAGGGAAGCAAUUUCACCUGCAUUUGCCCUGCUGGUUAUACUGGGGAGCUUUGCCAAUCCAAGAUUGAUUUCUGUAUCCUGGAACCAUGCAGAAAUGGAGCGACGUGUGUUUCUAAUCUCAGUGGAUUCACCUGUCAGUGUCCAGAAGGAUACUUGGGAUCCACCUGUGAAGAGAAGGUGGACCCCUGUGCGUCGUCCCCCUGCCAGAACAACGGGACGUGCCAUGCAGACGGCAUGCACUUCAGCUGUAGCUGCAGCCCUGGCUUCACAGGGCCAGCCUGCGGCCAACUCGUCGACUUCUGCGCCCUCAGCCCCUGUGCUCAUGGCACGUGCCGCAGCGUGGGCACCAGCUACAAAUGCCUCUGCGAUCCAGGUUACCACGGCCUCUACUGUGAGGAGGAGUAUAAUGAAUGCCUCUCGGCCCCCUGUCUGAACGCUGCCCCCUGCAGGGACCUUGUGAACGGCUAUGAGUGCAUGUGCCUGCCGGAUUACAAAGGAGUACACUGUGAGCUGUACAAGGAUCCCUGUGCAAACGUCAGUUGUCUAAAUGGAGGCACGUGUGACGGCGAAGCUCUCAAUGGCACAUGUGUGUGCACGCCAGGGUUUGCAGGUGAAGAGUGUGACAUUGACAUAAACGAAUGUGACAGUAACCCCUGCCAUCACGCCGGGACCUGCCUGGACCAACCCAAUGGUUAUACCUGCCAUUGCCCGCACGGCUGGGUGGGAGCCAACUGUGAAAUCCACCUGCAGUGGAAGUCCGGGCACGUGGCGGAGAGUCUCACUAACAUGCCGCGCCACUCCCUCUACAUCAUCAUUGGCGCCCUCUGUGUCGCCUUCAUCCUGAUGCUGAUCAUCCUGAUCGUGGGCAUUUGCCGCAUCAGCCGCAUCGAGUACCAGGGCUCUUCCAGGCCAGCCUACGAGGAGUUCUACAACUGCCGCAGCAUAGACAGCGAGUUCAGCAAUGCCAUCGCUUCCAUCCGGCACGCCAGGUUUGGAAAGAAAUCUCGGCCGGCGAUGUACGACGUGACCCCCAUUGCCUAUGAGGAUUACAGUCCCGAUGACAAGCCGUUGGUCACACUGAUUAAAACAAAAGAUUUGUAAUCUUUUUGGGGGAUUAUUUUUCAAAAAGAUGCGAUACUUCACUCAUCUAAAUAUUUUUAAGAAAAUAAAAAGCUUAAGACAUUCAAAGCGUUAGGCGCUCAAGAGUUUUCGGUAGAAUAUUUAAGAACUAAUUUUCUGCAGCUUUUAGUUUGGGGGGAAAAAUUUAUUUUAAAAACUGAAUUUGUGAAAUCCGUAGACUGUGUUUUCACGUUCUUUCAGCUCUCUGAAUUGUAUGCUUCUAAUAAAUAGUGUGUGCUCUUUCCGUGGGAGACACCAUGCAGGAAACCCAGAGUAACGUCUGUGGUUGUUAAAGGAGUAAAUCGAAUCCAGGAGAAGUCUCUGUUUGACAUGUGAGUGCCGGCUUUCUGAGUAGAGUUAGGAAAAACUUGUAGAGUACGAUGCUUAAUACAGUAUACCUGUUACUUACAAAGAAGUCUGAAAUGUUCGUUUUUGUGGAAAAAAAAAAAGAAGCUAGUUAAAUUUAUUAUUCCUAACCCUCAUGAAAUUAGCGUUUGCCUAAUUCUGUGCAUGAGUAAGUAAUUUAUUUCUGCACUGUUUUGUUGAACCUUGUGGAAACCUUUGAGUUUGUUUUUUUUUUGUCAUGUUUCGUAAUGGUCGUCAAACUUGGCCUUGAAAAAAUACACCGUGAAAGGGCCUAGUGAGGCAAAUUAUGAUCGAGUUGAAUCUAUAUUUUUCUUUAACAGGUCAAGAUUUUUCUAUCGUGAGUAAAUUAAAUUUGUGUUUGAGUUGUUCGUUGCUAAGAGGUAGUAAGUGUGAGAGAGGACCAGUCCCCUCAGUAGUGUGUAUUUCUCAUAGUGCUUCUUUAUUUAUAUCCACGACAUUUUCUGUGGUUGUAUCUGAUUGAUACCUGCUUCUCCCGAUUCUUCCUGAUUUCAAAGAAUACUGAAUAAAUGUUAUCAAGUCAA